UGAUGAGGAAAAGUUGGUGAUUGCCGCAGAAUUUGCUAAAAAUGAUUUUCUAAAUGUAAUUGGUGCAAUUGACGGUUGCCACAUUCGAAUAGAUAAACCGAUAGAGGAUCCAAAUUCAUAUAUGAACCGAAAAGGAUUUUAUUCAAUUCAUAUUCAGGCAGUUUGUGAUGACCAAAAGAAAAUUAUAGAUGUGUGCAUUGGAAAUCCUGGUUCUGUUCAUGAUGCCAGAAUAUUUCGAAAAUCAAAAUUGGGCUCAAAUUUAAUUCAAAAAUGUGGACAUUUUAUUUUAUUAGGAGAUAAUGGCUACCCACUAAAUGCAAAUUUGAUGACACCUUAUAAAAAUACUCAUGGCCUUACAGUAAUUCAGAAAAAUUUUAAUAAAAAACUCAGCAGUAAUCGAAUUAAAAUUGAGCAUACAUUUGGCAUGCUAAAACAAAAGUUCAAACAACUAUAUCAUUUAAAACUAAGAAAUAUAACUCUUAUUUCUCACUUUAUAAGAGCUUGCUGCGUUCUAUAUAAUAUGAGUCUCACUGAUGAAUUUGAAUAUUUGCAAAUGGAAGAUGAAAAUAAUGAGACAUCAGAUGAUGUGGCAGAUUCUGAUCCUUAUUCAACAGAUGCUUCAAUAUUACGGGAUCAAAUUGCAGCUAAUUUACCAUUAUAG
Molecule: messenger RNA, 661 nt
Organism: Ctenocephalides felis (cat flea)
Lineage: Eukaryota; Metazoa; Arthropoda; Insecta; Siphonaptera; Pulicidae
Product: putative nuclease HARBI1
Exons: 2
Coding region: 122-661 (179 amino acids)
Source: RefSeq, a predicted model, not a curated record